AUGCCCUCCAGUCAAGUCAUCGUCCUGUACGACUUCCCAAGCACAUUUCCGGGAAAAGCGUGUUCGCCCAAUGUGUGGAAGACUAGACUGUGUCUGAACUACAAAGGCUUGCCGCACAGGACUAUUUGGGUUGAGUAUCCAGAUAUCGCAAAGGUCUGCAAGGAGAUCGGAGCGGAACCGACGGCUACCUAUCCGGACGGUUCUCCGUACUACAGUGUUCCCAUCAUCUACGACCCGUCGACGAAGAGUAUCGUCUCCGAGUCAGCCAGGAUUGCACGCUACCUCGACAAAACCUACCCUGACACGCCUGUCCUCAUCCCUCCGGGGACGGAUGCGUUUCAUGCGGCGUUCAACGACGUGUUCGAAUCGCUCGCGCUUCUACCCAUGCAGCCCCUCGUGCUGCCGUCGGCCUCCGACGUACUUCACCUGGAGAGCCGAGCAUACUUCCGAAAAAGCAUGGAAGCAUGGCUUGGGAAGAAGUUGGAGGAAGUCUAUCUUGUUGGUCAGGCUCGCGAGGAACAGUGGAAGAAACUCGCUGAGGGAUACACAAAGAUGGCUAUGUGGUUACAGAUGGACGGAAGGGACAAGCUGUUCUUCGGGGGCGACAACAUAUGCUACGCGGACAUCACGGUAGCGAGCUUCCUUGGGGCAUUGAGGCGCUCCUUUGGGGCUGAUAGCGCAGAUUGGGCGGCUGUAAAGGAGUGGGACGGAGGAAGAUGGGCGCGCUUCAUUGAACGGUUUGACAAGUACGAGGUAGUUCAUGAGUAA
Messenger RNA from Postia placenta MAD-698-R-SB12, 768 nucleotides. RefSeq lists its product as hypothetical. NCBI's taxonomy places the organism in Eukaryota, Fungi, Basidiomycota, Agaricomycetes, Polyporales, Adustoporiaceae. The record is from RefSeq and is a predicted model, not a curated record. Gene Ontology annotation, cellular component: cytoplasm. The transcript is spliced from 2 exons. The coding region runs from base 1 to 768 and encodes 255 amino acids.